GGAUCAAAUGUAUUCAAGACCCAACGUUCUUUUGUCUCUACUUAUAACGCAUAUGUUGCCGGUCUGACACAAGAACAAAAUGAGUUGCGUGAAAUGGUUUAUAAUUUUUGCCAAAAAGAACUCGCACCUCGCGCGGCUGUUAUAGAUAAAGAGAAUUCUUUUCCAAUGGAUAUGUGGAAAAAAUUCGGAAAAAUGGGUCUAUUGGGUAUCACCGCUCCUGAAAAAUAUGGUGGACUAAAUUUAGGCUAUCUAGAACAUACAUUUGUUAUGGAGGAAAUAUCACGAGCAUCCGGAUCUGUCGCACUUUCAUAUGGAGCACAUUCUAAUCUUUGUGUUAAUCAAAUCGUUCGAAAUGGAAAUGAAGAGCAGAAACAAAAAUACCUGCCAAAGCUUAUAUCAGGCGAAUAUGUGGGUGCACUUGCCAUGUCAGAAUCAGGUUCUGGUUCGGAUGUGGUAUCAAUGCGCUUACGUGCUGAGAAAAAGGGGGAUAAAUAUGUUCUUAAUGGGAAUAAAAUGUGGAUAACGAACGGCCCUGAUGCAAAUGUUCUAGUUGUCUACGCUAAGACGGACCCAAAAGCAGGUUCACACGGUAUCACUGCUUUUUUAGUAGAGAAAGGUUUCAAAGGAUUCUCAACUGCGCAAAAACUUGAUAAGCUUGGAAUGCGUGGAUCUAAUACUUGUGAGCUUGUUUUCGAAGAUUGUGAAAUUCCAGCUACAAAUGUUUUGGGAGCUGAAGGUAAAGGUGUAUAUGUGCUAAUGAGUGGUUUAGAUUUGGAAAGAUUAGUCCUUUCAGGAGGGCC
Molecule: messenger RNA, 800 nt
Organism: Dentiscutata erythropus
Lineage: Eukaryota; Fungi; Glomeromycota; Glomeromycetes; Diversisporales; Gigasporaceae
Source: the annotation of a GenBank genome assembly